GCUCUAGCCCAGCCAGUCCAGCCUUGCGUCUCCCCCAAUUAAUCACUAUACAAGCCAACUUUCCGAAUACCCUCUCUCCACGCCCACGUCCACGUCCAACCCACGAUAAUUCAAAAAGACAUAAGCUUAACGUAUCAGCAAUAUGUUCAGAAACAACUACGACAACGAUUCAGUCACAUUCUCCCCGCAAGGGAGAAUAUUCCAGGUCGAAUAUGCUGCUGAGGCCGUGAAGCAGGGUUCGGUAGUGGUGGGCCUGACCAGCAAGACACACGCAGUCCUAGUCGCCAUCAAGCGGAACGCAGAAGAACUCUCCUCGUACCAGAAGAAACUCUUCGCCGUCGACGAGCACGUCGGCCUCGCGAUCGCGGGCCUGACGUCGGACGCCCGCGUGCUCUCUAACUUCAUGAAGCAGCAGUGCCUCUCGCAGCGGCUAACGUACGACCGGGCGAUGCCGCUCGAGACGCUAGUCUCGCUGAUCGGCGACAAGGCGCAGCUCAACACGCAGCACUACGGCAAGCGGCCCUACGGCGUGGGCCUUCUCGUCGCCGGCGUCGACGAGGCCGGCACGCACCUGUUCGAGUUCCAGCCGAGCGGCCUGACGCAGGAGAUGCUGGCGUGCGCCAUCGGCGCCCGCUCGCAGAUGGCCCGCACCUACCUGGAGAAGAACCUGGACAAGUUCGCCGACUGCGGCCGCGACGAGCUGAUCCGCCACGGCCUGAAGGCCCUGAAAGAGACCCUGGUCCAGGACCGCGAGCUGACCGUCGAGAACACGAGCGUCGGCGUCGUCGGCCUCAAGGAGCCCGGCAAGAAGGCGCUCGAGUUCUUCAAGGUGCACGACGGCGCCGAGGUCAAGGAGUGGAUUAACAGCGUGGCGGACGAUAACGAGGGCGGUGGCGAGGCGGGUGAUAAUGAGGGUAUGCAGGUGGACGAGUAGAAUAGAAAGGGGGGGAAAUAACCAAAAUAAAACAGAAACCCGACUAAGUGGACUUUAUAAUGUGGUAGAUGAAUUACUUGCAUUUCACUCGGGCGUAAGGACUCGGCGGGUGCGCCUAUUGUCGCGGCACCAUCUAGAUGUAUCAAUAGACGACAAAUAAAUCACGAAACAAAUCGGAAAAAGCGUUUGGCAUCUUUAAACUU
Molecule: messenger RNA, 1137 nt
Organism: Annulohypoxylon truncatum
Lineage: Eukaryota; Fungi; Ascomycota; Sordariomycetes; Xylariales; Hypoxylaceae
Product: N-terminal nucleophile aminohydrolase
Exons: 3
Coding region: 143-934 (263 amino acids)
Biological process (GO): ubiquitin-dependent protein catabolic process
Cellular component (GO): proteasome core complex, alpha-subunit complex; nucleus; proteasome core complex
Source: RefSeq, a predicted model, not a curated record